AAGGGAGUCCCUUUUUAUUGUUUUCUGCCCGCUCUAGCCUCCCCAUGCUGUCCCCUGUUUCCCUCCCCUUUCAAAUGGAGCCAUGAAAACUUAUGCCACUGCUUCGGGGUAUAAAAUAUCUGAAUCUCUCUCAAAUUAACAAAAUAAUUUUUUAGAUGUUUCUCAUAUUCUCUAUAUCGCAAUGUUAAGCCUUUCCCUUCCCAGUUUCCAUUAAAAUUUGGUUUUCUUCCACUUCCUUUGCAUUACUUACCCACCAUUCACCAAUCCAGACAUUAGGUUUACUCUGCAUUGUUAAUUGCGAUCCUUCCAUCGGUUUAAUCCCAUUACAUUAGCAAUUUGCAAUUUUUCUUUUUCCAAAAUUUGGGAUCUUUCCGGUGUACAAUCCUUUAUUUCAACGCAAGAAAUUUUUUAACUUUUAAUAAAUGAUUGAUCUUCGGUUGAACUUUGAAAUGCCACAAUAACGUUUUAUUGAGGGCAGAGGGGGAGGAAAAUGAAGCUUCUAGUGCGAGUGAUUGAGGCGCGGAACAUGCAGGGAAAUGACCAAAAUGGGCUCAGUGAUGCCUACGUGAAAGUGCAGAUGGGGAAGCAGAAGUUCCGGACUAAGGUGGUGAAGAAAUGUUUGAACCCAUCAUGGUGUGAGGAAUUCGGCUUUCUGGUUGAAGAGUACAAGGAGGAAGAGCUGGUGGUUUCUGUUCUUGGCGAAGAUAAGUACUUCAAUGACGAUUUUGUGGGCCAGGUUAAGAUCAACAUUUCCCAGGUUCUUGAAGCUGAUGGGAAGUCCCUUGGAACUGCUUGGUACACUUUGCACCCCAAGAAUAAAAAAGCUAAGAAUCGGGACUGUGACAUGCAGGCCGGAAGUGACCUUUUUCCCCUGCCAUCAAAGAAGCAUAGUUUGGAUGUUGCAGGAAAUGAAUGUGUUUCAAGGUUUUCCUUUGGCUCAUUCAAUUUCCCGUCCCCAACGAGGUUAGAAGAAGCCAGCUCAUUCAAAGAAGAAAAACCGAAUUCGCAGACCUUAGUUGGCCGGCUUUAUCAAAUGUUCAACAAGAACAGCUAUGAACUAGCUGCAACCUCUGCAAAAUGUCCAGAUGUUUCUGAAAAUCUCUGUGCAUUGGAUAAUAAGGAGGAGGGUUCACAAGAGGAGCAGUCUUCAUCAUCAUCACUCAGCUUUGAAGAAAUGAUGAGAAGCAUGGAGAUGAGGGAACAAGAGAGUGAAAUUCCGAGUAAGUUGCCAGGAGUAGCCGUAGACCGAGUUUUUGCAAUCGCACCACGUGAGCUCAACUUAAUCCUCUUCUCUCCCGACUCAACCUUCCUCAAAUCGUUAAUAGACACCCAAGGAUCCACAGAGUUGUGUGUAGGUCCUUGGAAGUUCGACAAUGGUGGUCAGAGUUUAAAAAGAGUAGUCUCUUUCAUUAAGGCGGCGAGUAAAUUGGUCAAAGCUUUGAAAACUACUGAGGAGCAAACUUAUCUGAAAGCUGACGGGAAGACAUAUGCAGUAUCUUGCACAGUUACCACUCGGGACGCACCGUACGGGAACACGUUUAGGACAGAACUGCUCUACUGCAUAACCUCAGGCCCAGAUCUGCCUACUGGAGAAGAAUCUUCGAGGUUGAUGGUUUCAUGGCGGAUGAACUUCUUACAAAGCACUAUGAUGAAAGGUUUGAUUGAAAACGGAGCACGACAAGGAGUGAAGGAGAAUUUCGAGCAAUUCUCAAGCUUAUUGUCUCAGAGUGUGAAACCUGUUGAUGAGGGGGAGAAGCAGGUGGAAUUAGGAUCUCUUCAGCUGGAACCACAAUCAGACACAAAACUGGCCUUUCAGUAUUUUGCUAAUUUCACUGUGGUUUCUACGUUUGUCAUGGGAUUGUAUGUAAUUUUCCACAUCUUGAUUUCCAGCCCUAGCACAAUACAGGGAUUAGAGUUUAUUGGGCUUGAUUUGCCGGAUUCUAUUGGGGAGUUGAUUGUUUCUGGAGUGUUAGUAUUGCAGGGUACUCGUGCACUGAAGCUGGUUUCAGGAUUUAUGCAGGCAAGAGUACAAAGAGCCAAAGGUGGUGACCACGGAGUCAAAGCACAGGGAGAUGGUUGGCUAUUGACUGUUGCAUUGCUUGAAGGGAGUGAUCUGGUGGCAGUUAACUCAGGCGAUUGUUCUAAUCCAUAUGUGGUUUUUACCUGCAAUGGUAAAACUAGGGCGAGCUCAAUCAAGUUCCGAAGUUCAUAUCCUAAGUGGAAUGAAAUAUUUGAGUUUGAUGCAAUGGAGGAGCCGCCAUCUUUGCUGAAUGUUGAAGUUUUUUAUUUUGAUGGACCUUCCCAUGAAGCUACAUCUAUUGGACAUGCUGAAAUCAAUUUUGUUAAAACAAAAAUAUCAGAUCUGUCUGAUAUUUGGGUUACCCUUCAAGGCCAGUUUGCUCUAGCCUGCCAGUCUAAGUUGCAUUUGAGAAUUGUCUUGAAUAAUACAAAGGGUAGCAAUGUCGUCAAAGAUUAUUUGUCUAAGAUGGAGAAGGAAGUGGGAAAGAAGAUAAAAUUAAGGUCUCCACAAACAAAUUCAGCAUUCCAAAAGCUUUUUCAUCUUCCACCAGAGGAGUUCCUUAUCAACGACUUCUCUUGUCAGUUGAAGCGUAAAAUGCCCCUUCAGGGUCGUCUCUUUCUCUCUGCAAGAAUACUUGGAUUUCAUGCAGAUCUGUUUGGACAUAAGACAACAUUUUUCUUUCAUUGGGAAGAUAUUGAAGACAUUCAAGUCAUUCCAAAGACUUUGGCAUCAAUUGGCAGCCCUAUUGUUAUCAUGACUCUAAAGUCAGGCAAAGGCUUUGAUGCCAAACAUGGUGCAAAGACUCAAGAUGCAGAGGGCAGGCUUAAGUUCCAUUUUCAGUCCUUUGUAUCCUUCAGUAUGGCUCUUAGACUGAUCAUGGCACUGUGGAAGGCAAGAGCUUUGAGCCCAGAGGAAAAGGCACGAAUUGUUGAAGAAGAAUCCAAGGCUAAGAACCUCCAGAUGAGUGAUGAGGACUCAAUGGACAAAAACUUACACGUGGAUGAUGAGACUGAAGGGAAAAACAUACAAAGUGAAGAGACUGAUUUAUCCACGGGAGAUGAUGAUCUCACUAUGUCUAUUGCUUAUUCCUCUGUUCUUUCUAUUCCUAUUUUUUCAUGGAGUUGUUUAGCGGGAAUGAACUGGACAGAAGAGUAAUGGAGAGAGCGGGGUGUCUAAACUAUUCCUGCAGCCCAUGGGAAUCAGAGAAGACAGAUGUUUACCAAAGACAACUUUAUUACAAAAUUGAUAAAUGGAUAUCACGCUACAAAGCAGAGGUCACAAGCACACAACAGAAAUCCCGCCUUCCUGAUAAAAAUGGUUGGCUCAUCGAAGAGGUCUUGACAUUUCAUGGGGUCCCAUUGGGCGACUAUUUUAAUCUUCAUCACAGGUAUCAAGUUGAGGAUGUCUCAUCAAGAACAACAGGGUGCAAUGUGCAGGUAUACUUUAGGGUGCAAUGGUCAAAAUACAUUAAACAUCAGAAAAGAAUCACCAAGAACAUCACUUCCAAUCUUCAAGAGCAGUUGUUGAUAAUGUUUAGUGCACUUGAGAAGGAAUAUCUCUCGGAACAAUAAUUGGGCACGGUGAAACCACUAUUCAUCCACGACUACAACAGCAGCCAGUGGGGUUUUUCAUCAACUGAAUCAUACCGCUUGUGAAGCGCCUUAAGGUUGGCUUUCAGAAGCAGGCAUUCAGGGCGGAGUGCCUCUAUUCUUUCCCGACCGUGCAUCUCAGACAGGCGGUCCUCUAUUGAUGGGAUGGAAGUGUGAGGUGGAAAAAAAUCGGUCUGAUGGGAUCCAAAUGUAGGAUGGAAUAAACAUCAUGGCUGCCUAUUGGGAGAUGAAAAGAAGCCAAUUGAUCCACUAUUUUUUGCAUCUCAGCCUAACCUUUUGUUAACACAUGCAUCACCAGUCGUUUGGCAGCAAUCGAUACAAAUAGCCCUUGGAGUUUAUUUUCUGGAGAACUACAUAGCACACUAUACAACUUAAGUUAUAAAUAUAAAAGCAUUUUCUUCAACACUUUCUAUGCAAACAAGAAUAAUAAUAGAGUGUAAGAAUUUGUUCUGGUACGAAAAAGAUCAGGUCAGGUAGUUCUAACAGGAACCAUCGUCCGAACUAGUUUGUUUGAGGUGCUUUCAGGUGGGUUUUUUUAAUUAAAUUUUGUGAUAAUAUUUUUCAUUAAGGUUAGAUUACGUUCACAAAAUUUUAGCCUAAAAUGCAAUCUAGAAGUCAGUUAAAUAAAUUAUUGAAAAACAUUGCAUUUUGUAUACAUUUUGGCGUAGUGUUUUUCAAUAAUUUAUUUAGCCUAUUUCCCGAUUGAAUUUUAAGCUAAAGUUUUGUGGACAUAAUCCACACUUCAUGUAUAACAUUUUCACAAAAUUUCAUAAAAAAUUUAUACUCAGAAGUCAGAAGCACCUCAAAUAGAUGAGUUGGAACAAUGAUUCCCGUUAGAACUACUUGACAGGAUCAUUGCUCUCUUGUCAUAUGCAUAUAAUGUUGUGAUCGGA
This is a messenger RNA of Cuscuta europaea, 4523 nucleotides long. The record is from the annotation of a GenBank genome assembly. Lineage: Eukaryota; Viridiplantae; Streptophyta; Magnoliopsida; Solanales; Convolvulaceae.